CGGCUGGCACCGGUGCUGCUGGCCCAGUUUGGGAGUUUUUUGUUUUGUUUUGUUUUUUUCUGGGUAAGUGGGUUGGGAAUCCUCAGUGACCCAGUUUUUGGGGUCUGCCGGGACUUUUGGUGUGGACGGACCGGACUCGGAUGCUGCUGCCACUGGGACGGGAUGAGAGAUUAUUAGAAUCACAACCCGGCCGGGACCAGCCCGUUUCCGCAUGAGAAAUGUCCACGCAGGGGUCUGUGCUGGCGCUCGGGAAAUGUCUGGCCUGCUUGGAGUUCAUGCUGUUUCCCGUGUGGAGGGGGAUCGGGUCCAGCAGCGCCGUCGGGUGGAGCCAGGGCUGGGGCCGCUGCUUGAGAUGGGAGCCCGGCAGCCAUGAGAGGAGCAGCAGAAUCCCGGUGUUUGACUACCCCGUCUGGUUGGUGUUCUGCCGCCGGGGGCGUGCCAGGCUCAGGGAGGUGUGUCAGCGGGGCAGGGGAGCAAUCAGACUGCCAACAGACCUGCUGAGCUUAAAACUCCCCCAACUCUUCGACAUCCAUCAGGUUCCCAAGGUGUUCAGGGAGGACAGCAUCAUCUCCGGCUAUCGCCACCCUCAGAGCUCCGCCAUGGACUGCGUCCUCAGCAGCUUCCAGAUGAACAACGAAACCAUCAACAUAUGGACCCACUUUCUGCCCACAUGGUACUUUGUGUGGCGUUUCUUGGCUCUGUGCUCCACCAUGAACUUCCUGAACGACAGCUACACCUGGCCGCUGCUGGUCUACAUGCUGCUCAUCUGUAUUUACCCGUUCACCUCCAGCUGUGCCCACACCUUCAGCUCCAUGUCGGCAGAGUCCCGCCACAUCUGCUACUUCUUUGACUACGGAGCCCUCAGCCUCUACAGUCUGGGUUGUGCCAUCAGCUACGGUUACUACGUGAUGCCAGACUGCUGGGUGAACAGUUGGCUUCAUCAACAUUUCGUUCUCAUCGCCAUCGGGAACUCGCUGUUCUGCACCAGCAUGUCCUGUUAUUCCAGAUUUGUGGAGCUGCAGUUCCCAAAGAGAAGUAAAGCAUUACGAACCGGAGCGUUUGUUGUGCCGUUUAUUUUCGACACUGUUCCUCUGUUUUACAGGGCAUUGAUCUGCUUUUGGGGCGGCGGCACCCCGAGCGACGCUCUUUCCAGUCACUGUUACCAUCUCCUCUUCGCCUUCCUCACCUGUUUCCUGUUUACCGCCCACCUCCCAGAGAGGCUGGCCCCCGGGCGCUUCGACUACAUCGGCCACAGCCACCAGCUCUUCCACAUCAGCGCCGUGGUGGGAACCCACUUCCAGAUGGAGGGCGUGGUCUCGGACAUGACGUCCCGGAGGGCGUGGCUCCAGCUCCACGGGGCGACGCCGUCCUUCCUGGGGACCGUCGGGGCGCUCGCCGUCAGCAUCGCCCUCAACCUGUCCAUCAUCGGCAUCUUCAGCGCGCCGCUGCUGUGGAAACCGCGGCCUGGCUCCGCCCAGCAGCACGCCUGCAGGGAGCAGUGAGGGGGCGUUCCCAAAGCGCGCGGACUCAUUGGCUUUCCAAAGGAAAGGUUUCCCAGUAGCGCUGGUUUAACAGUUCCCUGUGUUGUUUUAAGUGUUUGUGUCUGUGCAGCGGCUGAAGACCCAGGGUUGGUUUCUGAAACCUCGUCCCGAUGUUCGGGUUGAAGGACGCUUGCUGCAAGUUUUUAAACCUCAAACUGGAAACAUACGGUUCAACUGAAAGAAAUUCUGAGACUUCACCCAAAGUGUUCCUCCUAACCUUUCAGUUGGUCGGGUUUUUCUGUGGGGUAAAAUAAUGCAGAUUGGAUCGGCAGCUCUCAAACGUCCUCCGUUUGAUUCCGCUCCUCGCCGACUGGAAUUGAUUUUCAGAGCCGUGCGGUUUCUUUUCCUUUUUCUUUUUUAUUUCUCCUGAUUGCCCGCCUCAUUAUGAGCCACACAAUCUGCCCUGGAGGGAAGUUGCUGGGGGGGCAGAAAGUGUGGCAGUGAUUAAAAGACAGGUACCACUUUCAGAGCGCUCCGUUCCCAUGGCAGCGGCGGAGCGGCCUCUCGGUUUCCCACAGGAAACUGAUGCUGAUGAGAUUCUGACCUUAUUUUAACAUUUAUUUCACACACGUUGGUGGGAUUCGGAGAAACAAAGUGGAUUCAUUUAGAAUAAUUACCAUUCAUGAUGAUUUUUGUAGAUUUAAGCAAAACCAUUAACGGCUCAUUUAUGCUUCAUAAAUGUCAAACCCAGUGAUUCGUGUUUACAUUAUCCACUGACAUAAUUUAUUUUAAGAAAUUUUAGUUUAAAUGUAAAAUGUAGUAAAGAGGCAAGAUUUUCUCCUAUUAAUUGUGUUUAUCUUUAGAGGAUCAUGUUCUGUUUGCUCAUUUUUAGAACCUUAGUGAUCCUAAAACAAGUGGGAAAAAAAUUCAGAUCAUAAAGCAACUUUUCAUUUCAACAUUUUAACACAUUUUUUAUUUAAAAAUAGUUUGCUUGAUUCAGGAAAAGCAGCGCAUUCAGUAUGGAUGAGGAUGGAGUGAAGGGUUAAAAGUGACGGGAAAUAUAGAUUUUCAGAAAUAAAAAACUUCUAAAUAAUUUUUUUGAAAGUCUUUUGCAAAUUUUCUGUUUAUUUUAUCAAAGAAAAUAAAUUGAAUCUAAUAUGGUCAUUUUGUGUGCAGAAAUCACACUAAGCUAUUUUACUGCUUGAAUAAAAUAAAAAAAAAUUCUAACAUAUUUGUGAGAAAUAAUGAUAAAUUACGAUAGUUCCUCAAAUGAAACAUUUUUUGCAUCAGAUUAUCUGAAUGAUGAUUUUUGUGCGAUUGUGGCUGAAAAAUCUGGAAGAGAAUAUGCGAGAUGGAUUCUGGCAUCAAAAAAACUGCUGAUUUCUGAAUUUUGAAUAGUUUUUCCACUUGUUUUAGGAAAAGAUCUUGACCUAAAUGAGCACAAAUAAUUGAGUAGCCUGUUUAUCCGGCAGCAGGACUAACAGAAGAGGACGGUUAACUGGAAGCUGGAUGUUGCAGACGGUUCAUUCUGCAGAUGAAGGUUUUCUCUGUUCCUCAUUUUAACUGACAAACGGGUUGAAAUCAGUAUAAAAGGGUUUUCUUCUCCGGUAGAAACGCCACGCUGCUAACACACGCUCACUCUCACACAUUCACACAUUCGUCACGUUUGGGGGAACGACUCGGUCAGAGGGAUAACCGUAAGUGAUUUAAAGGGAAUGAGGUGCAGUCCAGGUCCGUGUCGGACGCUGAGGUGGAAACGUUGGAUGGAAAUCGUGAGUAGAAAACACAAAGUGCACACACACUUCUAUUUUUUAUAUAUAUAUUACCAGGGUUACUGUGCUUGGGUUGAGUGGCAGCAUCAGAUUACUCUUUACCCUGAAUGUAUUUUAUGUAGUGUUUUUAUCUAAUUUUUUCAUUGUUUUACCUCAGAUUUUCCUCUUCUCAGUAUUCGUCGUGUUGCAACAUUCCCCAGUUUGAUCCUGUUGAUUUCAGGGAUUUUCUGUGGCAUUCCUCUCAUUAUUCUUCCUCAGACACUUAAGGGUCAAAACAUAUCUGAGAGCCUUCAUUGCAAACUCGAUGAGGCUGUGGAAAACCACCCUUGAAGCCAACUGCAAACCACUUGCACAAGUGUCCAUCAAAUGUGGCAUAUACCAAGGAGAUGCUCUGUCCCCGCUACUGUUCUGCAUAGGCCUGAACCCCCUCAGCCAAAUUAUCAACAAGACUGGCUACGGAUACAGACUCAAAAAUGGGGCCAAUAUCAGUCACCUACUCUACAUGGAUGACAUCAAGCUGUACGCCAAGUGUGAGCGAGACAUCGACUCACUGAUCCACACCACCAGGAUCUACAGCACUGACAUUGGGAUGUCAUUCGGACUAGAGAAAUGUGGUCGGCUGGUCACAAAGAGGGGGAAGGUCAUCCACACAGAAGGGGUCUCACUCCCAGAAGGAACAAUAGCAGACAUAGAGGACAGUUACAAGUACCUAGGUAUACCACAAGCAAAUGGCAACCUCGAUGAGGUCACAAGGAAAGGAGCCACAGCUAAAUACCUCCAACGAAUAAGGCAAGUCCUGAGAAGCCAGCUCAAUGGCAAGAACAAAAUCCGUGCGAUAAACAGCUAUGCCUUGCCAGUAAUCAGAUACCCUGCUGGAAUAAUUAGCUGGCCAAAGGAGGAGAUAAAAGCCACAGAUAUUAAGACCAGAAAGCUACUAACAAUGCAUGGAGGGUUCCAUCCCAAAUCCAGCACCCUGAGACUGUACACGAGCCGCAAGGAAGGAGGCAGAGGACUAGUGAGUGUGAGAACCACUGUCCAGGACGAAACAACUAAGAUCCAUAAAUACAUCAGGGACAAAGCCUCAACAGACAAUGUGCUCAGUGAAUGUCUCAGACAACAGGGAACGGAGGUUGAGGUGCCAGAGAUACCAUCAUGGGAGGACAAACCCCUACAUGGGAGGUACCACCAGCAAAUAACCCAAGUGGCUGAUAUCAGUAAAUCCUACCAAUGGCUGGAAAAAGCUGGACUCAAGGACAGCACAGAGGCCCUCAUCCUGGCGCCCAGGAACAGGCCCUAAACACCAGAGCAAUAGAGGCCCAGAUCUACCACACCAGACAAGACCCAAGGUGUAGGUUGUGCAAGGAGGCCCCUGAGACAGUCCAGCACAUCACAGCAGGGUGCAAGAUACUGGCAGGGAAAGCGUACAUGGAGCGACAUAACCAAGUGGCAGGCAUAGUGUACAGAAACAUCUGUGCAGAAUAUGGACUGGAAACCCCAAGAUCAAAGUGGGAAACACCCCCAAAGGUGGUGGAGAACGCCAGAGCUAAGAUCCUGUGGGACUUCCAGAUCCAGACAGACAAAAUGGUAAUGGCAAACCAACCAGACAUUGUCGUAGUGGAUAAACAUCAGAGGAAAGCCGUUGUGGUAGAUGUAGCAAUACCAAGUGAUUGCAACAUCAGGAAAAAGGAGCACGAGAAACUAGAGAAAUACCAGGGCCUCAGGGAGGAACUGGAGAGGGCCUGGAAGGUGAAGACCACAGUGGUGCCUGUGGUCAUCGGGGCCCUCGGGGCAGUAACCCCCAAACUGGAGCAGUGGCUACAACAGAUCCCAGGAACAACAUCAGACAUCUCAGUCCAGAAAUGUGCAGUCCUUGGCACAGCCAAGAUACUGCGCAGAACCCUCAAGCUCCCAGGCCUCUGGUAGAGGACCCGAGCUCAGAGGAUAAGAACCACCCGCGGUGGGUGAGAAGGGAAUUAUUAUAUAUAUAUAUAGUCCAAACUGCAUUAUUUUGAUGAGAAAAUCCAACCUGACCGAAUCACUGUAACGUCUUUCUGUUGCGUCUCUGUAGAUGGAGUGAUGCAGGUUGCACUUACUUUUUGGCUUUUUUGUUUGUUUGUUUUAUACAUAAUGUGUAUUGAAGGAUUUUUUGGGGGAUCAUAUAAUGUUAGUAUGAAGAUUAUGAUGAUGUUAGAUAUUAGUGGAGGGAAAAACUAUUUGUGCCUUUUUUUUUAAAGUGUUUUACCCAAUUUUUAUUUUCAUUUUAAAUUCAGAGAGCUCUUAAACGGUAUAAAUACUUAUUUACAUUUUGUGUACCAUUUGUAAUUUUCUGCUUUGUUUCAUUAGACGUAAAUAAUAAAUUAAGGCUUUUAUAAAAGUA
Molecule: messenger RNA, 5630 nt
Organism: Poeciliopsis prolifica (blackstripe livebearer)
Lineage: Eukaryota; Metazoa; Chordata; Actinopteri; Cyprinodontiformes; Poeciliidae
Gene: paqr6
Product: progestin and adipoQ receptor family member VI
Exons: 8
Coding region: 219-1502 (427 amino acids)
Cellular component (GO): membrane
Molecular function (GO): signaling receptor activity
Source: RefSeq, a predicted model, not a curated record